Molecule: messenger RNA, 2416 nt
Organism: Momordica charantia (bitter melon)
Lineage: Eukaryota; Viridiplantae; Streptophyta; Magnoliopsida; Cucurbitales; Cucurbitaceae
Gene: WIP2
Product: WPP domain interacting protein 2
Source: RefSeq, a predicted model, not a curated record
GAUUUUGAUUUUCCUCUUCCCACUUCUUCUUCAAUCUUCCCCAUGAUUUUGAUUCUUUGAUUUUCCUUUCUGUCUAUAAAUUUCCCACUGCCUCCAUGAUUUAGGGUUUCCCAAUUUCCUCAAUUUCGUCUCUCUUUUUUCAAUCCUGUGUCCUCUGCCCCUCUUCCUCUUCAAACCUUCCACUUCUGCGUGGGGAGGGCUUUGAAGAAGAUUUAGUGCUGCUGAGGCGGAAGGAUUCUUGUUGUUCUCUGUGUUGAUCUGACUGACAUUUUGAGCAUUGGGGUUGUCGGAGAUCUCCCUGGAUUUGUGUCUUUAUGGAUUUUGAAAGCGAAUGUUCGGCUCUUGAAUCCGUGGAAGAUAAUGAAGUGAACCAGGAAACUACCCCCUUUGAUGAUGUCAGCCGAAUCAGGAUCAAUGGCACUUGUGCUAAUGAUGCUGAUACUGCUUUUGAUGCCAUCGAAUCGAUUCCUGGUGCUGCUAAGGGAAGAGAUUUUAAGAGCGGAGAACCUCUGAAUUCCCCUCCUUCGAUAACCCAAUCGCCACCCAAGAGUCCCUCUCCGGUAACAAAAGGUUAUGGAUUGAAGAAAUGGAAGCGUAUCCGUAGGAAGUUUGUAAAGGAUAUGAAUGCCAGUGAAGAUACUAGUAAAAUUUUGAAGCGGGCGCUGUCCAAUUCUGAAAACCCAACCAAGCCUCAACUUUCUCCGCCUGAGACCAAGCAAAAUAAUGAAGGUUCUGUUGGAUCUGCAAACCCGUUGAGGAAUAUCGGAAAUGUCGACAACUUGCCUUUCCAUGGUUCUAGCUCCAAUUCUAGAUUUGCUGUGGGGUCUGCUUUUAAUCCUGGCACAGAUUCUGAAAACAGCGAGGAUCGGAGCAGCAAAUCUUCCACAGCAGCCAGUGCUCCGAAGGGGAGGUACGAUGCUGUUUCCGGACAUGUGCGGGAUAAGAACAUGAUAAAGAGCAUCAGUGGAAAAAACAUAGGUAGUUCUGGUCAAAAGGGUCAUCUGGGAAAGACACGUAUUGAAGGUAGUAAAAAAGCAAGAGGAGAAAGGAUCAAAGUUGAGAAGGAGAACUCCCAGUCUAGCAUCGAGUCCGACUCAAGGAGCUCCUGCUUCGUGUUUAAGCAGGGCACUCUUGCUGCUGCUGCUACUAAUGGAAACCAAAAUGAAAGGUCUAUAACAGACGAUGGAGAUAACAGCGACGGAGCUUAUGCAGGCGAUCAACCGUUUAGCGAAGAAGCUGAAACUACAUAUAGAAAAGAGGAGGUAGAAGCUGAAGACGUUACUGACAAUUUAGCUGCAGACUUGCCUUGGGAAGUUAAGGAAGAAAAAGAUAGGAAUCACUGGUCACCCUUGAAUAAGGAUCCCAUGGAUGAGUCUAUUCUCAGUCUCCAGUCUGCACAACAUGCGCUUGAAAAAGAAAUCAAGAAACUAGGGGAGAUUGGGAAGGACGAGAUACCAUCUUCCAGCGUAAUCAAUGAUGCCGAAGCUUCAAAUUUUUCUUAUGACAACCCAGAAACACAUAAAUCAAGUUCAUCUUCACAAAUGGGCUCUGGGAAGGCUGCUUCAAGUUCCUUCGAAGCCACAGUUCUGGGUUUGACAGGAAAGGUAAAAUUUUUGGAGAACAGAUUAGAAGAGACAAUGGCCACACUCAAAUCGAAGGAAUCCCGAGUCGCUGAGUUGGAAUCCUCCAUGAACAAUACCAAGCCACGGGAUGAAAAAGUUACGGAAAUAGAGGAUGAGUUCGAGAGGUUUUUUAGGCAAAGACUUGAAGCAGAAAUUGAAUACUUGGCAAUAUCAAGAGCCAUCGAGAAGUUAAAAUGUGGAUCUAUUGUAAUUGAUGACCAAAAAAAUUUGGCUGAUGAGCAAGUACAGAUGAUGAACAGACUUAGAGAAGCUGAAAGUAAAGCUACGACGCUCAAGAAACGAGCCGAGGGGUUAGAAAAAUACUGUGGCGACGUAAUGGAGACGGAAGAGAUUUUGACGACUCGUGGGGAAGUAUUCAAGGUCAGUUCUUGUGCGUUUCUGCAGUUGAUACUCUUGAUCCUCGUUCUCUGGCUUCUUGUCUUGCAAAUGCCUUCACCUACAGGACUAGUUGUACCAACAUAAGUAAGCCUAGAAAGGAGAUACAUAUUUUGUGAAUUGAACAGUGUUUAAGCUAAAAUGGUUUCAUUCCCUUUUAUCAUUUUGCAUAGAGAAAAAAAAAAGAGGAGGAAGGGGCAGGUAGGAACCAGUUGUAAGUUGUUUAAUGGGGGAUUUUUCUUUUCCUUUUGUUUCUUCUUGUAACUGUUGUAGUCCUGAUUUUUGAUAGACAAUUGAUAGAGCAUCUAAAGGUUGCAAGCUCUCGAUGGAUCGCAUAUGGUAUAAUCAAACCCGGGAUUAUAUAUUUAUGUCAUUAGUUGCAAUCUUUGAUGACUGAA